This is a messenger RNA of Tachyglossus aculeatus (Australian echidna), 2993 nucleotides long. It is a transcript of the gene CRNKL1, whose product is annotated as crooked neck pre-mRNA splicing factor 1. Gene Ontology annotation, biological process: mRNA splicing, via spliceosome; spliceosomal complex assembly. Lineage: Eukaryota; Metazoa; Chordata; Mammalia; Monotremata; Tachyglossidae. The record is from RefSeq and is a predicted model, not a curated record. Gene Ontology annotation, cellular component: U2-type catalytic step 2 spliceosome; precatalytic spliceosome; Prp19 complex. Gene Ontology annotation, molecular function: protein binding.
UGGAGGAGGAGGAGGCGGCGGCGGCGGGAAGAUGUCGGCCUCUACGGCGGCCGGGAAGCAGCGCAUCCCCAAAGUGGCCAAGGUGAAAAACAAAGCCCCGGCCGAAGUGCAGAUCACUGCCGAACAGCUCUUAAGAGAAGCUAAGGAACGAGAACUUGAGCUUCUCCCGCCACCUCCCCAGCAGAAGAUCACCGAUGAAGAAGAAUUAAACGAUUACAAACUCAGAAAAAGAAAGACUUUCGAAGAUAACAUACGGAAGAACAGAACUGUCAUUAGUAACUGGAUAAAAUACGCACAAUGGGAAGAAAGCUUAAAGGAAAUACAAAGGGCCCGUUCCAUAUACGAGCGCGCCUUGGAUGUGGACUACAGAAAUAUCACCCUGUGGCUGAAAUAUGCAGAAAUGGAAAUGAAGAACCGCCAAGUUAAUCAUGCUCGGAAUAUCUGGGAUCGGGCCAUUACAACUCUCCCCCGGGUCAACCAGUUCUGGUACAAGUACACGUACAUGGAGGAGAUGCUGGGGAACGUCACCGGAGGCCGGCAGGUGUUCGAACGCUGGAUGGAGUGGCAGCCUGAAGAGCAGGCCUGGCACUCCUACAUCAAUUUCGAGCUGAGGUACAAGGAGGUGGACCGGGCCCGCUCCAUCUACGAGCGCUUCGUUAUUGUCCACCCCGAUGUGAAGAACUGGAUCAAGUACGCUCGCUUUGAAGAGAAGCACAGCUAUUUUGCCCACGCGAGGAAGGUGUACGAGAGGGCCGUGGAGUUCUUCGGAACGGACCAUAUGGACGAGCAUCUCUACGUGGCCUUUGCCAAGUUUGAGGAAAACCAGAAAGAAUUCGAAAGAGUGCGCGUGAUCUACAAAUACGCCCUGGAUAGAAUUUCAAAGCAGGAGGCCCAACAACUCUUUAAAAAUUACACUAUCUUUGAGAAGAAAUUUGGGGACCGGAGAGGUAUCGAAGACAUCAUUGUGAGCAAACGGAGAUUCCAGUAUGAAGAGGAAGUGAAGGCCAACCCGCACAACUACGACGCCUGGUUUGACUACCUGCGGCUGGUGGAGAGCGACGGCGACCCGGACACCGUCCGGGAAGUGUACGAGAGAGCCAUUGCCAACGUGCCCCCCAUUCAGGAGAAGAGGCACUGGAAGAGAUACAUCUACCUCUGGAUCAACUACGCGCUCUACGAAGAGCUGGAGGCAAAGGAUCCGGAGAGGACCAGGCAGGUGUACCAAGCUUGCGUGGAACUGGUUCCUCACAAAAAGUUCACGUUUGCCAAAAUAUGGCUUCUGUAUGCGCAGUUCGAAAUAAGGCAGAAAAACCUGCCGUACGCAAGAAGAGCUUUGGGAACGUCUAUAGGCAAAUGUCCAAAGAACAAGUUAUUUAAAGGCUACAUCGAACUGGAGCUGCAGCUGAGGGAGUUUGACCGGUGCCGGAAACUCUACGAGAAGUUCCUGGAAUUCACCCCAGAGAACUGCACGUCGUGGAUUAAAUUUGCGGAGCUGGAGACCAUCCUGGGCGAUAUCGAGAGAGCCCGGGCGAUAUACGAACUGGCCAUUAGCCAGCCGCGAUUAGACAUGCCCGAGGUGCUCUGGAAAUCCUACAUUGAUUUUGAGAUCGAACAAGAAGAGUCGGAAAAAACCAGGCACCUUUACCGGAGGCUGCUGCAGCGGACACAGCACGUCAAGGUCUGGAUCAGUUUUGCCCAGUUUGAGCUGUCGGCCGGAAAAGAGGAGAGCCUGGCAAAAUGUCGACAGAUUUACGAAGAGGCCAACAAGACGAUGAGGAACUGUGAGGAGAAAGAGGAACGGCUCAUGCUGCUAGAAUCCUGGCAGAACUUUGAAGAUGAAUUCGGAACGGAAUCCAGCAAGGAGCGGGUACGCAAGCUCAUGCCAGAGAAAGUCAAGAAGAGGAGAAAAGUUCAGGCCGAAGAUGGGUCGGAAGCCGGGUGGGAGGAGUACUACGAUUACAUCUUCCCGGAGGACGCGGCCAACCAGCCUAACCUCAAGUUGCUCGCCAUGGCCAAGCUGUGGAAGAAACAGCAGCAGGAGAAAGACGCCGCCGAAAAGGACCCGGACAGAGACGCCGACGAGAGCGGCGGCGAUGUAAGCGGGGCCGUGUCACGCCAGGCCUUCUCCCCCCCGCCCCCGGGCUCACAGGACAGCCGGUGGAAGAGCUGGCGGAACCCUAAAAUUGCAGUAGGAGUAAGAACAUCUUUUUCCAGGGGCAACAGAGUUUCAGGUUACCUGUUGGUCGUGGUCUCUCCCUCGCCUGCCAUAACGUCGGUUUAUGAGCCGGGCACCCAGUUUUUCUCUACUAGAUUAUCACUGAAACCGCUACCUCUCUUACCCUAGCCGCAGGAUUUUAAAAGUGUGCCUAAACCAAUGUCAAGCCAGCACGGGGCGAGACCACUCGCCAUCCCUCAAGGUGACGUCAGCUAGGCUGCCCGGGUGGUGAGAUGGUCGCCCCCCUGGCCAGCCGCGAUGACUUGAUAUCCCCAUUCCCGCCCCCGGACUACAUUCCCGUAGUGACCCGUUAAAGGGCUGUCCUCCAAAUACCUCUUGUAAAGCCCGAAAAACUCUGGUAAAAUUCCCAGCUAAACAGCCGGUUCUUCCUGAGGCCCAGCGGUGUCGUCUAAGCUUUGCAAAACUGUGCUCAGUUGAUUUUAGUCCCCCGUCCCGCCGUCACUCCAGUGCCCCGCUGCGUUUCUGGAAUUAGCCAAGUUGCUCGACCAUUUGAGGCAGAUCCGGGCCUGGUUUUUUCCCUCCGAGUGGCCCCGAUCACCCCUCCAUCCAGGGCCGGUAGGGGUGAAACAUCCUUUUUCAGGGGUCACUGAGUCGUAGGGGUGAAAUGAAACAUCCUUUUUCAGGGCUCACUGAGUCUUAGAGCAACAAGAACAUGGUGGUUUCCUUUCCGCGUUGUUUUCCUACGUGUUUUUGAACUUUUGGCAAAGGAUACUUCCAAUGGUUGAACAGAUUUGUAAUAAAAGCUAUGAAAUGCUAA